AUGUCCCUCCCAACGCACUUCACCCUCAACACAGGUGCCAAAAUCCCCUCCGUGGGCUUUGGUACCUGGCAAGCCAAGCCCCUGGAAGUCGAACAAGCCGUCGAAGUAGCUCUGAAAAGUGGCUAUCGACACAUUGACUGCGCAGCCAUCUACCUCAACGAGGUUGAAGUCGGAAACGGGAUUCGGAAAUCGGGCGUUCCAAGAGAAGAGAUUUUCAUUACUAGCAAGUUAUGGAAUAACGCGCAUGAGCCGGAGGAUGUUGAGCGUGCGCUGGAUCAGACAUUGAAGGAUUUGGGAGUGGAUUAUUUGGAUUUGUAUCUUAUGCAUUGGCCUGUUGCAUUCAAAAGCGGCGACAAGUUCUUCCCCCUUGACAAAGACGGUAUCUUCCAACUCACCAAUACCGACGUCGGAACAACCUACAAAGCCAUGGAAAAGCUCCUCUCAACUGGCAAAGUGCGUGCAAUCGGUGUCUCGAAUUUCAACAUCAACCGUCUUGAAGAUCUGCUUAGCAAAGUCGAUGUAGUACCAGCUGUGAAUCAGAUUGAGGCUCAUCCAUACCUACAACAACGCGAUCUGACCGAAUAUUGCAAAAGAAAGGGAAUUCUUGUCCAGGCAUACUCACCCUUGGGAAACAAUCAAACCGGUGAACCGCGCACAGUCGACGAUCCCGUAGUCCACGAGGUCGCGAAGCAAGUUUCUCUAAAUCCAGGUGUCUUGUUGGUUAGUUGGGCAAUUCAGCGUGGGACUCUGCCACUUCCCAAAAGCGUUACACCGUCUCGGAUUGCAAGUAAUCUAGGGGUUAAAUAUCUUCUCGAAGAAGAUUAUGCUAGACUAUCAGGAUUGGAGAGGCAUAAGAGGUUCAAUUUCCCGGCGAGAUGGGGGACCGAUAUCUUCCACGAGAUUGGUGAGGAGACUGCAAGGAAGAUUGGGGAUGCUGAAGGGCCGCGAAAUCUGAUCAAGUUCACUACCUGA
Molecule: messenger RNA, 972 nt
Organism: Talaromyces stipitatus ATCC 10500
Lineage: Eukaryota; Fungi; Ascomycota; Eurotiomycetes; Eurotiales; Trichocomaceae
Product: aldehyde reductase I (ARI), putative
Exons: 2
Coding region: 1-972 (323 amino acids)
Cellular component (GO): cytosol
Molecular function (GO): aldose reductase (NADPH) activity
Source: RefSeq, a predicted model, not a curated record